Messenger RNA from Raphanus sativus (radish), 605 nucleotides. RefSeq names its product NADH dehydrogenase [ubiquinone] 1 alpha subcomplex subunit 8-B. The coding region runs from base 134 to 454 and encodes 106 amino acids. Lineage: Eukaryota; Viridiplantae; Streptophyta; Magnoliopsida; Brassicales; Brassicaceae. Gene Ontology annotation, biological process: mitochondrial electron transport, NADH to ubiquinone. The record is from RefSeq and is a predicted model, not a curated record. The transcript is spliced from 3 exons.
AUUCUCUCAGCUACUCUCAUCUGGUUCUGUUCUCUGUAUCCUCUCUCUCUCUCCCAUUUCGCGUUUGCAACUCAGUGGAGAAGAAAGAUCCAAAUCGAUUCAUUUGAAAAGGGAUUUGGGAAAUUGUGGAGCUAUGUCGAGUGCGGUGGACGCUACAGGGAACCCGAUCCCUACAUCCGCGGUGUUGACUGCUUCGGCGAAGCAUAUAGGUUUAAGAUGUAUGCCUGAGAACGUUGCCUUCCUCAAGUGCAAGAAGAACGAUCCCAACCCGGAGAAAUGUCUCGACAAGGGUCGUGACGUCACUCGCUGCGUCCUUGGCUUGCUGAAGGAUCUUCACCAGAAGUGCCAAAAGGAGAUGGAUGACUAUGUUGGGUGUAUGUAUUACUAUACCAACGAGUUUGAUCUGUGCAGGAAAGAGCAAGAAGCCUUCGAGAAAGUGUGUCCCCUCAAGUGAUUAAUUUGUAAUCUCUUACUAAAGCAAAAAAAAAAAAGAGUUCAUUUUUUAAUAAGCUUUGCACUCUUCUCUUUGUUGUUGUCAUCAGCAAUUUUACUCUCAAACACUUGUGUUAUUAAAGACACACACUGCUAGAUUUUGUGUUUCUUCU